AAUUUUUACAACGUUUUGUGGACACCAGCCUGUCUGCCUGUCAUUCUGGUGAGCUAAUUUAAUAUUUUCAGACCAAGGUGAAUGACUCUAACUUUUGCUGCAGUUCAGCUAGACUCUAACUUUUGCUGCAGUUCAGCUAGACAAUGGCCAGUAAUACAGUUGUUUCUUCUGAUGAUGAUAAUGAAGACAAUACCAUGGAUGGUAUUGAUCAGCAAACUUCAAGCCUUGCAGGAACACUAGAACCUUUUUUAGUUGCUGCCAUUGAUUUUGGAACAACAUACUCCGGGAUCGCACAUUCAUUUAAGCAUGAUUUCAAAAGGGAUCCAUUGAAAAUUCACUGUCACCAAAAGCUUGCAAAGAGUGGAAAGGCCUUUCCUUCGUUGAAAAUGCCAACAACACUGCUGUUGGAUCCUGAUGAAGGAUUUGUAGCAUUUGGGUAUGAGGCAGAGGAAACAUAUUCAGAACUGGUGGAUAGCAAUGCCCAUUUUGGAUGGCACUACUUCAAGCACUUCAAGAUGAACCUUCACAAACCAAAGGUGAAGCUUUCGCGCGACACAAUGCUGAAAGAUGACCAGGAUCAGGAAGUCCUUGCCCUGACAGUAUUUUCGGAAUCAAUUAAAUAUUUCAAGGAAAUGCUUCAUCAGUCGUUCAAGAAUGCGGCUAUUAAGCCGACAGAUGACACGAUCACCUGGGUGCUAACUGUGCCUGCUAUCUGGGACAACAACGCUAAACAGUUCAUGAGGGAGGCUGCUGUCAAGGCUGGCAUAAAGGAUGAGCAUCUUUUGUUUGCUUUGGAGCCAGAGGCAGCAUCUAUUUACUGUAAGGAAAUCCAAGUCCAACGCAAAACAGCAGAUGAUGGAGAUGUCUUCCUCACCACUUACGACCCUGGCACAAAGUAUAUGGUGGCCGACCUUGGAGGUGGUACAGCAGAUUUCACUGUGAGAGAAGUCAUGCAAGACGGAUCCCUUCAGGAGGUGGUUUGUGCCUCUGGAGAGGCCUGGGGUGGGAUGAACGUCAACAAGGAAUUUUGGAAGUUCAUUGAGCAACUUAUAGGCGAGGACAAGUUGAAGAAGGUCUUUAGUGAGUGCAAAGCAGAAGAGUUAGAUUUUGAAAGAUCCAUUGAGCAACAAAAACGUGACCUGAAGGCUGACGGAGAUGGAAGUGAAAUCGGAAUUCGGCUAGCACUGGGAGCUUUGAAUGAACAUGUUGAAGAAGAAUCUGCCAAGAAAUUACAAAACACCAUAAGAAAAGGUAAACUGAAUGUAAAAAAUGGCAAGGUCAAAAUACCAUUGUCAAAAAUUCAGGAUUUUUUUGAGCCAUCUGUGAAAAAUAUUAAAGAACAUUUCGAGAAGUUAUUUAGGAAGAAAGAAACCUUGGGAGUCCACAAUGUGAUAUUGGUUGGGGGAUUCUCGGAGAGCAAAAUAAUACAGGAAUCGGUGAAGACCAUACUUGCUGGGAAGAAGGUGACCAUUCCCCAGGACGCUGGACUCGCGGUUCUGAAGGGCGCAGUCCUGUAUGGACAUAACCCAGCCAUUGUAUCUGCACGUAUCAGUCGGUACACAUACGGCACAGAGGUACGCAGAUACUUCUUGAAAGACUUUGAUGACCCCAAAAUGCGAGACAAAAAGCAUCCAGAAUACUGUAGGGAAGUCUUCAACAAGCUGAUCGAGAAAGAUGAGCUCGUACAUGUAGGCAGAUCUGUAGAAACUGAAGUAUACCCACUUACCGCUGACAUGACCGGAAUGACUAUUGGUAUGUAUCUUUCUGAAAAGAAAAAUCCCAAAUAUACUACUGGCUGUACUUACUUGGGUAAAAUGAAUGUCGCGAUGCCAGACACAACCGGUGGCUUGGACAGGAAGGUGAUAGUCAGUCUACACUUCGGUAAGACCGAGUUGGUCUUUGAGGGACGGGAUGAGACCUCCAAAAAAACUGUUACAGUCAAGCUGGACACCUUGGAAAAUGAUGCAAAACGCAAGUGAAAGGAUUAUUCAUAGAUUAAAGUAUAGGCAUGAGGGAUAUAGCAAGUUCUGGUUACCAUUCCCACUUUGAUUACCAAAGUCCAGGUCUGGUUUCUGUGGUAAAGCCAAGGAAAAUAGGCCUGAGCAAGGGGAACCAGAAAUUUGCUUUAUCCCUCAUAGUCAUACCCAUAUUUCAACUGUUUUAUCAUACCAGAACAAAAUUUAACACAAAUAGUUUCUAAAUCUAAAAAGGGGUAUUCCAGAAUUCAAAUUCCAAAAGAAUUUUAGUGAUGUAUGUGCCUGAGUCUCAUGAUUGACAACAAGGAGAGGUCAGGUUAAUACAAGCUUCGCCCACUCAUCACCUGAUUCACUAAGUCAAUACAAGCUCUGUCCACUCAUCACCUG
Molecule: messenger RNA, 2363 nt
Organism: Mizuhopecten yessoensis (Yesso scallop)
Lineage: Eukaryota; Metazoa; Mollusca; Bivalvia; Pectinida; Pectinidae
Product: heat shock 70 kDa protein 12A-like
Exons: 5
Coding region: 144-1979 (611 amino acids)
Molecular function (GO): ATP binding; ATP-dependent protein folding chaperone
Source: RefSeq, a predicted model, not a curated record